This is a messenger RNA of Seriola aureovittata, 9477 nucleotides long. RefSeq names its product Ca2+-dependent activator protein for secretion a (gene cadpsa). Lineage: Eukaryota; Metazoa; Chordata; Actinopteri; Carangiformes; Carangidae. The coding region runs from base 2178 to 6149 and encodes 1323 amino acids. Gene Ontology annotation, cellular component: glutamatergic synapse. Gene Ontology annotation, biological process: dense core granule exocytosis; synaptic vesicle exocytosis; positive regulation of exocytosis. The record is from RefSeq and is a predicted model, not a curated record. The transcript has 29 exons.
UUAGAACUGGACCUGAUUGUCUGUACCACGUCAUGGCAAAACAUCUCUUAGUUCAUGCAAAUCCAGUCUUGUGGUGAUGCUACAAGAAAAGCCGGAGGACCAUCAAAUCAGAUGAAAUUUCAUAGGAAAAGUGAAAAUUUGAACUGCUGGUGGCCCCACAGUAAAAGUCAGAGGACCACCACAGUCACUACAAUUCAUUCUGUGGGGACCAUGAAACAAACACAGAUCACUAUUUGCACAAUGAUCAGGGAUCUAUCCUUUGUGUAUUGAAUCAGGUGAGAUACACAUGUUGAAGUAGCUAUGGAACCUAUCCACACAGUAACUAUAUAUGUGCUAUAUGGCAAAGCUGCUGGAGCAUCCUCAAAAAUGUAACUCAUCAUCAUGGCUAUGGUGGAAAUAUCAUGUGGGGACCACAUGAACUGUGAUUGGUCAGCAUGGGCUGCUUGUAUUCCUCAUGCUGGUGGAGAUUGUAGGACAAAAGCUCAGUAAUAUUCUUAUUAUUAAUAACACACAUCUCCCACUGUGAAUCAUCUACACAAUGCAAUCACUGCUCUCAAAUACAGCAAUCUCCUGUUCGAUAAUGAGUUCAAAUACAAUCUACCUGGGUAUAACUGUAAGCAGAUGCUUAACCCAAUGUCACUCUAUAUCACACAGUUAAUGAAAGAAUAUAAACACAGACAGUGGGUAUUAUAAUAAAAGAAUGAUACAGGCUGUUCACACAUUAUAUGAUCACCCAGAGCUGCAGUUUUGCUUUCACCACUGUGUUAAAAUGUGAAAGUAUAAACCUAAACCUCCCCCAUAGACACAUAAAGACUGUUAACAUGAAAUAAUAAACUCUACACUGAUGUCACAAUGUAUAUGUACAACAACUAAUUCACCAUUGUCUCACUGCUCAUGACUGAGCACCAGUGUUUGCUAACAUUAGAUCAUAUAUGGCAUUUUGUAUUGGUAAUAAAAUACCAAGCCAAUAUUGGAAAAGUAAGGGUGCGCUAUCAGAUAGCUAACAUUAGUUAGCUAAAUUAUAACUUAGGGCCAAAGUUAGAAGCUAGCUAAAUUUGCAUUAUUCAGAAAUUCUAAAAGUAAGAGUUUAAAGUGUAAACACGCCAGAUAGUUAGCUACUGCUAUUUACAUUUACUUACAGUACUCAACUAGCUUGUGUGAUGCAUGGGAGUAGAGACUUUAGGGCAUGAGAGACUAAUGGGAGCGAGGUAGACAGAGAGAUGUGAAGCUAAUGUCGGUUUAGAAAGAAAGGUUUAGGACGGUCCACUUUAGGGAUGUCUGAAAUCGCAGUACAAGAUCCAGGCAUGAAUAUUGUAAUAUUUAUAAUUACAGGUGACUAGGAUAAAUGUUUAAUCUCCCUAUAACUGUCGUUUUUACCUUUUUUGGAGGGAUCCAAGUCCCAAGGAACGUAUCGGUACAAGGAACAGCUUUUUAAACUGUUAUUAUUAUUCAAUAAUAUAGAGGUUAUUAUUUUGUAAAAAAAAAUAAAAUAAUUUGAUGUACACACGCUGGGAAAAAAACUGAUGGCUGUUCAGGGUAAGGCUGAAUCAGAUGAAGACAUCAGUAGUCAAUAGAUCUUCACCAUUCCAUUAUUUAUUUUUUAAAUCAGUCGAAGCUUUUAUUGUGAAAGCCAACCCCUUUGAUUCCGGUUGGUACUGACUGAACCUGUCCUCUUUUGACUCAGCUGGAUCAUCAGGUGGCCGUUCAUCUAUUGUGCUCGCAGCCUGAUCAAACUGAUCCCAGAGCAGCCGGGGAUCGGGUUUCAGUACAGUGGUCAGCUCCGGGCCCUGCCUCUUCCUCCCCCCGGCAGCAGAGCAUCAACACAUCAACGUUUGGUCCUGUUUUCUCUCCCUGCGACCCCUCCCCCUUUAUAUCCUCUCUCAUGAUAAAUCCCUCCUGUGUCCUACUGACUGGCAGAGUUGAAAGGCUUGGAAAUCACGCAAUUAGAUAUCAAGAGUUUGGUUUCUCCUGCUGGUUAACGUGACUGACGACAGUUUUUCUUCCUGAGAAGCAACAGUCUGAGCCGCUCAUCAGUCCGGUUGUGCGUCUUCUCAGCGGCUUCAGUUGGAUCUCUCUCUCUGUGCUUCUCUCUGAGGCUGAUCCGCAUCUGUUUUUUUCUACUUUGGCAGUUUUACUUUUGCAGCAGGUGUAGUCUCCAUCUCAGCAGCCUCAGCAGCAUGUUGGACCCGUCUUCCAGCGAGGAGGAAGGGGAUGAGAUAUUGGAGGUGGAACGCAAAGAGGUGGCGGCCCCGAAGAGCCUCGGAGGAGCGCGACUGUCACCGGGCCGAGCCGCCGACGGCCACGGUGGCGGAGGGCUUCAGCCCCGGGGCCGCGGGAGCGGCGGUGGCCGACCCUCCAGCCCCAGCCCGUCGGUGGGCAGCGACAAGGAGAAGGAGGACCUGGAGAAGAUGCAGAGGGAGGAGGAGGAGAGGAAAAAGAGACUCCAGCUGUAUGUGUUUGUGAUGCGCUGCAUCGCCUAUCCGUUCAACGCAAAGCAACCUACUGAUAUGGCAAGGAGGCAGCAGAAGAUUAGUAAGCAGCAGCUGCAGACGGUCAAAGAGCGCUUCCAGGCAUUCCUCAACGGAGAAACUCAGAUCGUGGCUGAUGAGGCCUUCAUCAACGCUGUGCAGAGCUACUAUGAGGUCUUCCUGAAGAGUGACCGAGUGUCCCGGAUGGUGCAGAGCGGCGGCUGCUCGGCCAGCGACUCUCGGGAGGUUUUUAAGAAGCACAUAGAGAAGCGGGUGCGCAGCCUGCCCGAGAUCGAUGGCCUCAGCAAAGAGACAGUGCUGAGCUCCUGGAUCGCCAAGUUUGACACCAUCUACCGCGGCGAGGAGGACCCCAGGAAGCACCAACAGAGGAUGACUGCCAGCGCCGCCUCCGAGCUCAUCCUCAGCAAAGACCAGCUCUACGAGAUGUUUCAGCAGAUCCUGGGCAUCAAGAAGUUCGAGCACCAGCUCCUUUACAACGCCUGCCAGCUGGACAACCCUGAUGAGCAGGCAGCACAGAUCAGAAGAGAGCUGGACGGACGACUGCAAAUGGCAGACCAGAUAGCUCGGCAUGGUGGAAGGUUUCCGAGGUUCUCCUCCAGGGAGAUGGAGGCAAUGUUCAUUGAGGAGCUGCGAUCGUCUGUCAACCUGCUGAUGGCCAACCUAGAGAGCAUGCCAGUGUCCAAGGGAGGAGAGUUCAAGCUACAGAAGCUGAAACGAGGCCACAACACGUCUAUCAUGGACAUGGGCCAGGAGGACGAGAACACGCUGUCCAAAUCUGACGUGGUGCUGUCCUUCACCCUGGAGGUGGUGAUUAUGGAGGUUCAGGGUCUGAAGUCUUUGGCUCCAAACAGGAUUGUUUACUGCACCAUGGAGGUGGAGGGAGGACACAAGCUGCAAACAGACCAGGCUGAGGCGUCAAAGCCCACUUGGGGUACCCAGGGUGACUUCACCACCACCCAGCCAUUACCUGCUGUCAAAGUGAAGCUGUUCACUGAGAGCACAGGGGUGUUGGCUCUGGAAGAUAAGGAGCUGGGAAGGGUCGUGCUACACCCAACUCCCAACAGUCCCAAGCAGUCUGAGCUUCAUAAGAUGACAGUGUCUAAAGGGUGUCCAGACAGCGACCUCAAGAUCAAACUGGCCAUUCGCAUGGACAAACCACAAAACAUGAAGCAUUGUGGGUAUCUCUGGGCCAUUGGCAAAAACGUGUGGAAAAGAUGGAAGAAAAGAUUCUUUGUGCUGGUUCAGGUGAGUCAGUACACCUUUGCCAUGUGCAGCUACAGAGAGAAGAAGGCGGAGCCUGUGGAGCUGCUCCAGCUGGAUGGCUACACUGUGGACUACACCGAUCCCCAGCCAGGUCUGGACGGAGGUCGAACAUUCUUCAACGCUGUGAAAGAGGGCGACACUGUGAUCUUUGCCAGCGAUGAUGAACAGGACCGAAUCCUGUGGGUGCAGGCCAUGUACCGAGCCACUGGACAGUCACACAAGCCAGUUCCUCCUACCCAGGUCCAGAAACUCAACUCGAGGGGGGGCACAGCACCACAGCUGGAUGCACCCAUUUCUCAGUUCUAUGCUGAUCGAGCCCAGAAACACGGCAUGGAUGAGUUCAUUUCAGCCAACCCAUGCAACUUCGACCACGCCUCGCUCUUUGAGCUGGUACAGCGCCUCACCCUGGAUCACAGACUCAACGACUCCUACUCCUGCCUGGGCUGGUUCAGUCCCGGUCAGGUGUUUGUCUUGGAUGAGUACUGCGCUCGCUACGGCGUUCGAGGUUGCCAUCGCCAUUUAUGUUACCUAAGCGAUCUGCUGGAGAGGGCGGAGAAUGGAGCCAUGAUUGACCCCACCCUGCUGCACUACAGCUUCGCCUUCUGUGCCUCACAUGUCCAUGGAAACAGGCCAGACGGUAUUGGCACGGUGACUGUGGAAGAGAAGGAGCGCUUCGAGGAGAUAAAGGAGAGGCUACGGGUGCUUCUGGAAAACCAGAUUACACACUUCAGGUACUGCUUUCCAUUUGGACGACCGGAGGGAGCACUGAAAGCAACUCUGUCCUUGCUUGAAAGGGUUCUGAUGAAAGAUAUUGUUACUCCUGUUCCGCAAGAAGAAGUCAAAGCUGUGAUUCACAAGUGCCUGGAGCAGGCAGCUCUGGUGAACUACCAACGCCUGUCAGAGUACGCCAAACUGGAAGGGAAAAAGAGAGAGAUGUAUGAGCAUCCUGUCUUCUGCUUGGCGUCUCAAGUGAUGGAUUUAACCAUUCAGAAUGUAGGCCGAUUAGUCACUCCUGCCAAAAAGCUGGAGGACACCAUUCGCCUGGCCGAGCUGGUGAUUGAGGUCCUUCAGCAGAAUGAGGAGCACCAUGCUGAGGCCUUCGCCUGGUGGUCGGACCUGAUGGUGGAGCACGCCGAGACCUUCCUGUGUCUUUACUCGGCCGACAUGGACGCAGCUCUCGAGGUUCAGCCGCCUGACAGCUGGGACAGUUUCCCCCUCUUCCAACUGCUCAACGACUUCCUGAGGAUGGACUAUAACCUGUGCAAUGGGAAGUUCCACAAACACCUGCAGGACCUGUACGCCCCCCUGGUGGUGCGAUAUGUGGACCUGAUGGAGUCCUCCAUUGCUCAGUCCAUCCACAGAGGCUUUGAGAGGGAAUCCUGGGAACCUGUCAAAAGUGUAACAAGCUCUCUGCCCAAUGUCAACAUCCAAAUGCCCAAAGUACCAAAUCUAACAGCGCCACAAAUGCCCAGCUUUUCUCCACCCAACUGGAUGGCAGCUAAUCAUGACUCAGAUAAUGGUUCAGGGACAUCAGAGGACCUGUUCUGGAAGCUGGAUGCUCUGCAGACCUUCAUCAGAGACCUCCACUGGCCUGAGGAGGAGUUUGGCAAACACCUGGAGACCCGACUGAAGCUGAUGUCCAGUGAUAUGAUCGAGUCCUGUGUAAAACGGACGCGUGCUGCGUUCGAGGUCAAGCUUCAGAGGAGCAGCCGGUCCAUAGACUUCCGUGUGCCGCAGUCCAUCUGCACCAUGUUCAACGUCAUGGUGGACGCCAAAGCCCAGUCAGCCAAGCUGUGUGCCAUGGACCUGGGGCAGGAGAGACAGUACCAUUCCCAAAUUGACAAUCUAAUUGAGGAGACGGUGAAGGAGAUGAUAACGCUGCUCGUAGCUAAGUUCGUGGUCAUUCUUGAGAGUGUGUUAGCCAAGCUCUCCAGAUAUGAUGAGGGAACACUCUUCUCCUCUUUCCUAUCUUUCACAGUGAAAGCUGCUUCAAAGUAUGUGGACGUACCUAAGCCAGGGAUGGAUGUUGCUGACGGUUAUGUAACGUUUGUCCGUCACUCCCAGGACAUGCUGCGGGACAAGGUCAAUGAGGAGGUGUACAUAGAGAGAUUAUUUGAUCAAUGGUACACCAGCACUAUGAACCUUAUAGGAACGUGGCUGACCGACCGUAUGGACCUUCAGCUCCAUGUUUAUCAGUUGAAGAUUCUCAUCAGGAUCGUGAAGAAAAAGUACCGUGACUUCCGCCUUCAAGGGGUGCUGGACUCCACAUUAAACAGUAAGAUGUAUGAAACCGUGAGAAACCGGCUGACCCUGGAAGAAACCACUGCCUCAGUGAGGGAAGGAGGGAUGCAGGGCAUUUCCAUGAAGGACAGUGAUGAAGAGGACAACGAUAACUAGAUCCAAAGGCCUGGAAAUGUCGAGGAUACAGCUUUUCAGAGAGUGGUGUACUGCCGGACACCCAUACAGCCUUUCCAUGAGGUCCAAACAGACUGACCCAAAAUCCAACUUGUUCCCUCCAUCGUUUGCUUUGUCAGUUUUCAUCCUGUAAUAGUUCCACCUUUCUGUCAGAAUUCAUACCAGAAGAAAAUGCAUUUUGUGUCUGUAAACACCUGUAAGACCUGAGUGUGUCCUCUCACUGCUCAUCAAGCUUUAAACAGCCAAGAACUGAAGGAUCAAUCAAUCACUGAUCGAUAUUAAGUGACGUGAGCAAAUAAGUUCUGAGAGUAAAAAGAGGCCACAACAUGUCAGUAGCACAAAUGUGACCAGGAGCACUCACCAUGCAAAACAGCCUUAAAUAAGAUCAUAAUGAAGGCAGGUGCAUCUAUAUCAGUUUUUUGAAGGCAUGAAAAAUAUGACAUUGUACCUUCAUGUCUGUCAACAGUCUCUGUACUGGAGCUUUGCUGUUGCUUCUCUCUCACAUUCAGAAAAGUACUCGACUCGAAAUUAUGAAACUGAUAAAAUCAGUCCGUUUUUUUUUUGUGUUGUUGUUUUUUUGGAAGCCUGCUAACAAAUGCAUGAUCAACUUAUCACUGAAGUCAUAUGGGACUAAAUGGGACUGAUGGUUUUAGAUUAGACUGACCAUCCAAAAAAAAACAAAAACAAAGAAAAAAAAAAAACAAGGUUAAAACUAAAAAAUAUAUUUCUGGAGCAAUACGGACAAACCAUUCUGUUCCCAAGUUUAUGAACAAGUCUCUGACUGUGUCUUCGUGUUACACUAGAAAAUGUUGCAUUGUGGUGAAGGUUGUGGAAAUGGUCUCCUAUUAGUUUCUUUGUAAUGGAUCUGCAUCAUUUCUAAACCUUGAAAUCUAGAUUUUUUUUUUUUUUUAAAUCAUGUGGUGUGAUAAAAUGUGAAGGUGAUGGUUUCUGUCUACGACGGCCCAGAGAGCUCAAUGCACUGCCGCUUAAGAAAACACAACAGGCAAACAGACGAAACAGAAACAAAUUCAAGUUGAUCAAUUUGACAACACAUGAGCUGCAAAUACUCACAACACAACAGCAGUGUUUCCAGGGGACACUAAAAAGUGAUGCGCCCAGCUGAAACACACUUGUUCAAUGCUUUUUGACUUUUGAAGUUAAAGUUCAUCGCAGCCAGGUUCAUCACUUUUUAGUGUCCCCUGGAAACACUUCCAUUGCAUUGUGAGUAUUUGCAGCAUGUCUUUUAUCAAAGUGAGGAAGAUGUUUUCUGAAUUCACUCGUGUUUUGUGUGUGUUGAGCUCUCUGGGCCACCAUAGUUCUCAGCCUGAUGUUUCUCUAAAAAGACUGAAAUCCAAAAGAAAUCAAUUGCAUAGUAAAAUAUAUAUAGAAAUAAAGUUGAUAAAUCUAGUCAUUUUAAUGACACAGUGACAUAAAUAGGUGUUAGCUUGCUUAUUGCAUCAAUUCCAAAGUGCAACUUUCACCCAGAAUGCUUUGGUAGUAGUGCUAGAAAUGCUAGUCAGGUUAGCCAGGCUCAGGGAGUGUUAUCAGUUUGGAAAAUAGAAAUAAAAAGAUUAGAGCUGGAAGAGUCUCCUGUGUCUUUGGGAAUGUUACAGUUUCUCAGCAAGUUACAGCAACACUGGAACAAAAGCGGUGAAUGGCAUGAGACCUGUGCGUCGAUCUUCUUUAACUUAGGUUUGGUACAGUUCUGGAAACACUUGAAACAUCCUAAGGCAUCAGUAGAGUUUGUCUGUUACUGAAACAAGGUAAAACUGAACUGGGAAGUUUGUUCUACUUGACUUGACACAAACAGCCGCUCACUGUGGAUUCAAACUGCACUAAAGUAAAAGGCUGCUGUUGCAGACAUUACCUGGAUACUUCAGUAUAGAGGUAGUGCUGUAGUCUGCUGCGUCCCCUCAGUCUGACACUCAAGUCCUAACAGCAGCUACCAUGUUAAUUAUGUCCUAUAAACAGGUUGACAGAACAAACAACCAGUAGUAGUGUAAACAUUUUAAAUUAAUGCUGAGCUUUGUGACGAUGAAAAGGUCAAUGACUCAAAAAGGAUUCAUCCUCCAUCAUGGCCACAGAAAAACAUUAGUUCAAGUACAGAUGGAUGGACGACUGAUAAGCUGACUGAUGCUUCCACACUAAUACGUUUUCAGUUUGAAAAUGCGUCUUAAAACAAAAACAGCCUCUGUCCUGGCGACCGUUUUAGCAAAUCAAAACGGGGUCAGCAGCGUUUCCACAAGUCUCUGUUUUAGCGGCUCUGGACAAGUGUGGACACCAGGUGUAAACGUAGCAAAUGAGAUUUAAAACUAAAAUGUAGUAGCUUGGAUGUAGCCUCGCACUGACAUUAACGAGGCCAAACCUCAACUUUAUUUAACAUAGCAUUAGCAUAAUCAACCUAAGUAUGUCGAUGACAUCAGAUCAAUCUGAAUUAUUGUGAUAAGUGACAUCAGUUUUAAACUUGCACAAUGAGCCAAAUUAUUAACCUUUAAGAACAUCAAGAUUAUUUGCAUGACAAAGACGUGAGAAAUUGUUCACAGGGAAAAUGAAGGUGUACAUUUAUUGAGAAGAACAAGGGGAGUGGUUUGAGUUUUGGAGGAUGCUGAAUUAAAGAGGUUGGGCUCCCUGAUGGCUUCAUUAUAUGUAAUCAGCGAUGUCAUCAAACUGUAUGUUUUAUUUUACCACUGGCUCGUGUGAUGCCACCAGUUCUUCCAUCAGAGAGUGAGAGGGAGGCAUUUAUCCUUUACAAAGAAUGUGAUAGUGUCACUAAUUUUAGACUUAUGUCAAACUGCCUCCAGAUGAAUCAGUGACAACACAAGCUUUGUAUCGUUGUUGAAAAAGACAUUAACUGCCUGUGGUCUCACUUUUUCAAACGUUUGAUCUCUACAUCGACACCUCUGACGUUUUAUUGAACUUUAUUUUGGCGGGAAGAAAUGUAAGCAAGGCAAUACACAUAUAAUGGUUUGAUCACACUGCUGUCUUCUUUUCAGUUUUAAAACAAAUGUUUAAAUAUCACUGUGUAUGUUUGAGAUCUUUUACCUAUGUUCCUGUUCUGUAUGUAUGAUGGAGCUAAUCCACAUUUUUAUUAUGGAUGAUGGGAAGUGAAGUCUACCUGUACUUUCCCUCUGUAAGCUGUUCUAUACUGUACCUCUAGAGCCAUGUGUCGUCCUGUAUGCAAGUACUGCAUGUCCCCAGUAUUCACCCCCCCAAAGUAUUUUCGCUCCAUGUGUGAAGUUAUCAUGCUUCUGCCCUCUAGAAGAUCCCACUGAGGCCAAGAACAUUUAAAUAAAGGUGAAUGUGGAAAGAG